UAAAUCAUGACAACGUGGUACAACUCAUUGAGAUCUCUAGAAGUAAAGCAACCCCAUACAAUCGCUACAAGAGCACAUUCUACUUGGUGUUUGAGUUCUGCGAGCAUGAUCUGGCUGGUCUCCUUAGUAACGUCAAUGUCAAGUUCAGUCUCGGGGAGAUCAAGAAAUGUAUGCAGCAACUUCUCAAUGGACUCUACUUCAUUCACAGUAAUAAGAUUCUUCACAGAGACAUGAAAGCUGCAAAUAUCUUACUAACUAAAUCAGGGGUUUUAAAAUUGGCAGAUUUUGGACUUGCCCGUGCGACCACAUCUAAAGGCCAGGUCGCGAGAUAUACCAAUCGUGUUGUGACCUUGUGGUAUAGACCCCCAGAGUUGUUGCUAGGUGAAAGGGAUUAUGGUCCCCCGAUUGAUCUCUGGGGUGCUGGUUGUAUAAUGGCGGAAAUGUGGACCCGUAGUCCAAUCAUGCAAGGCAACACAGAGCAACAUCAACUGACAUUAAUAAGCCAGCUUUGUGGGUCAAUCACACCUGAAGUCUGGCCAGGUGUAGACAGUCUUGAACUAUUUACAAAACUUGAGCUUCCACAGGGCCAAAAACGUAAAGUGAAAGAGAGGCUGAAGGCAUAUGUUCGGGACCAAUGGGCUUUGGAUUUAUUAGAUAAGCUACUCACCCUUGAUCCCACUAAGAGAAUGGACAGUGACACUGCGUU
This is a messenger RNA of Owenia fusiformis, 706 nucleotides long. The record is from the annotation of a GenBank genome assembly. Lineage: Eukaryota; Metazoa; Annelida; Polychaeta; Sabellida; Oweniidae.